Molecule: messenger RNA, 528 nt
Organism: Uloborus diversus
Lineage: Eukaryota; Metazoa; Arthropoda; Arachnida; Araneae; Uloboridae
Exons: 6
Coding region: 1-528 (175 amino acids)
Source: RefSeq, a predicted model, not a curated record
AUGAACUUCAUCUUGGUGGUUUUUGCUCUGGUUUGUGUACCGGUGCUGGUUCAUCCGAUUGACUCGUUUGGAGCACCAGAGCCACCUGCAGGAAUGUACAAAAUGGCAGAAGAAGGGGAGAAUAUGAAAUCUGAGGCUGACGAAGCCGGCAUGUCAGAAGAGCAAUUUUACCGCUGCUUCGCGGAUAUCAACUGCAAAUUAGGUCCUGAAGUUUUCCAGCAAGUAAAAUAUUGUUACACUUUGCUCUCACCGGAAGAAGUAAUUGAAUAUGCAGGAUGGUUUCAAGAUUGUCCAGUCGGAAAUUUCGAUACACCAACUUUGGAAGCAGUUAACACGGAAUUUUGCACCUUGGAUUAUCCAGCGCAGAGGAAAGUAAAUGACUGUUUUGCUGAUCACUGCAUGGAAAAACUUACGGAAUUAUGCAAGCAGCCAGAGAACAAGAAACGAUGUAAUAGACUGAAAAAGGCAGCGGUCCGGUACCGAUCCGAUGGACCAGUUACUGAAAAUCACAAAAAGUUAAAUCACUAA